AUGCCGCUGAAAGCCACCCCUAAAGCGACGCCACGCACUCGAGGUACUCUGGCACCAAUCUCCGAAUUCCUCAAGGGCUCGCCCGUCACCACGCCAGAGCCGCGGCCAAGAUCCGUCUCCAAGGUCGUAGACGAGUUCGAUGACAUAGAAGAGAUCAGCGAGACGGACUACACCCAGGACGAGCUGCGCAAGUCUGCUAAGCGCAGGUCCGACCGAGCGCUCAAGCGUCUGUCGUCCAACGCACCUUCCUCGUCCCGCGCUGCGCCGUCUAGCUUGCAGACACCCAGUGACACCCUCGAGCCGGAGCAUAUCGACCUCGUUGGGUCUUCAUCACCCGUCCGGCGCUCUCCAAGUAAACACCCAGCGCUGUCGUCGUCUGCGACUACUUCGACCACCAAACCUUCCUCAGCAAGGACUUCCCAGUCCAACUCAUCCUCAGGCAGAACCAGGUCGCCCAGCCCUCCAAUACGACGGACGCGUCGGCGCAUAGUGGCGAGUGAAGGCAUCGACGAUGACGAUGAUGCUCCACUCUUGCGGUCGACCUCCAAGCGUACCUUGCCGUCCAAGCCCUCGAGCCCGAGCAAGGACUUGGUGCAAGACAGCGAUGCUGACGAUGAGGAGCCAGCUCCAGUGGUGCGGAAGGGGAAGGGCAAGAGCCCUGCCGACCCAGACGAGGAGGACUACGGUGACUUUAACGACGACAUCACGUCCAUCGCGCCUGCGGGCGCAGACUCACCCAACAACUACGACGAUGGGUGGGACGACGACAUGGCGGACAUGACCGACUUGGGCAACUUGCAUUACGAGCCGAUUGACAUUCCAGAUUUCGAGAUGCUGCCGAGCACACAGGCGCGGCGCAGCCGUACGCCAACCCCUCCAAUAUACAUAAGCGACGACGAGUCGCCGCAGGCGAAGAAGGGGCAGCUCUCUGGCGCAGCGGCGAGAGCUGCCGCGCUCAACGCCUCGUACUCACCACCAAGGAAGGAACUUGGAGGCCUGACACUGAUCAGCGAGCUCUCUCCGCAGUUGCAGGAGUUCUACCUGAACCACUUCCGCCGCGGCGCGAACGAGGACGACUCGGAUGACGACCCAGACGCAUUCGGUGUCGCCGCCGUGGUGCCGAAGCGGGCACCGGCGGGCGGCCGGGGACGCGGUCGGGGAGGAUGGCGCGGCCGGGGCGUGAAGCGUGGCGGGUAUGCACGUCGCAAGAAGUAG
This is a messenger RNA of Cutaneotrichosporon cavernicola, 1215 nucleotides long. RefSeq lists its product as uncharacterized. Lineage: Eukaryota; Fungi; Basidiomycota; Tremellomycetes; Trichosporonales; Trichosporonaceae. The transcript is spliced from 2 exons. The coding region runs from base 1 to 1215 and encodes 404 amino acids. The record is from RefSeq and is a predicted model, not a curated record.